Molecule: messenger RNA, 810 nt
Organism: Lodderomyces orthopsilosis Co 90-125
Lineage: Eukaryota; Fungi; Ascomycota; Pichiomycetes; Serinales; Debaryomycetaceae
Exons: 1
Coding region: 1-810 (269 amino acids)
Molecular function (GO): protein binding
Source: RefSeq, a predicted model, not a curated record
AUGAAUCGGGCUGAACAACUUAAAAUCGAAGGUAAUAAGGCUUACAAGAACAAUGAGUAUAAAAAGGCGGCAAAGAUAUAUCGAGAUGCAAUUCAGAUAGAUGUUUACAAUCCCACUUUAUACUCAAAUCGAGCGCAAUGCUUCUUACAUCUAGGGGACUAUGAAAGGGCCCUCAAAGAUACGACAAGUGGGUUGAAAUUAGGAAAUUCAGGCAGGGUGACAGUAAAGCUCAAUUAUCGACAAGGAAUGGCGCUAUUGGGACUCGGCAGAUUGCAGGAUGCAGAAGUGGCGUUUUGGAACGUUUUGCUGUUGGACCCUCAAAAUGAGAGGGCUAGAGAACAACUUGCAGGUUUGGAGGCUAAGGAGAGUUCAAUUAAUAGGGCAAAGAACAGGGGUAAUUCCAAUCAAUUUCUGAAUAAUGUUGAACUGAAUCAUUUAGACACCACUGCAAAUAUGCUGCCCAUGCAUUAUCUCACAGCACUAAAGCACGUAAGUGAGGACAAGAAAAUAAACGGAUACAGAUACAUUUUAGAUCUCAAGGAGACAACUUAUGUUCAACUUUUCAAAGACUCAGGAAUAGACACCGAGUUUUUAGAUUUUUAUUUGCAUGCGGCUCGCUGUGCGUUGGUUACGGAUAUCAUCGGAAAUCCAGAUCGUACUAUCAUGAACCAUUUGAGGUUAUUUGCCAGUUUUAAGCGAUUUGACUUGGCGAUGGAAAAAUGUGAUGUCACUCUAAAGCAACUGAUUUUGAAAGUAACAGAAGAGAAAUUUCCUCAAUUAAGGCAACAAAUUAGACAAUUUAUUAAAUAG